CAUCCCCUAUUUAAAAAGCAAAUAAUUAGGCAUUUAAUAAGUUUUUUUUAUUUAACUGCCUUUUUAUAUUUCACUGUUACCGAGUUCCAUAUGCUGAGUGUUGUUAUCACAUUAUUAUGUAAAUUUUAUUAAAUAUUUAAAAAAUGGGUGUAUUAACGAAGUUAUUAUUAAUUAAGUGUAUGUAAUAUUAGGUAGGUAGUUUCUUGGUCAGUUAAGAAAAGAGCAUGAAAGGAACGUAAAGCUAAGAUUUAAUUGUGUACAUUCUAAUAAACUUAAUUUUAAAGCUAUCUACCAAGUGUUUUUCUUACAGUUAUUUGUUCGAAAGAGAUACUUAAUAAUAUUUUUUCAAUUUCAUUUUAGCAAUAAUACAAAGUGCCUUUAAUUUCAAAAAAUUCCAUAUAUUACACGCUGCCCGCCGCGAUGUACGAAAAUAUUCCUUAUUAAAAAUGUUUCAAACACCCCCCGUAUCGUAAAGGAUUGCCGUCGAAACUAAAUAAUGAUUUACGACCGCGUAAAAAAAGUCGGCACUGUUUAGAAGUCCCUACUUCAAACGGCCGCAAGAGAGUGAACCUACUGUCUUGUUCUUUACACUGUGAUUUAGGUGACUGCUUCAAAAUCUUAGGGAACACGGUGCUUUCAAAAAACCUGAAAUAAGGCAAUAAAUGAAGAAAAAGAAAUAACAAUAGUCCAGUCAGUUGUUGAAGAUCCUACAACAUCAACAAGGAAAAUAGAAAAAAAUACAGGCGUGCCAAAAUCAACGGCUUAUUUUGUUUUAAAAAAGAACAAAUACAAGCCUUUUAAGCAUCGAGUUUGUCAAGGUCUUAGACCCGGAAAUGAUACUCAAUGGCUAACAUUUUGUGAAUGGUACCCCAGAAAAAGUCAAGAAGACGUUAAUUUUCCCUCCAAGGUAAUAUGGUCAAAUGAAAGUAUGGUUACAAAUAAUGGAAUUUUUAAUCGUCUUAAUUCACAUUAUUGGUCACAAGAAAACCCACGAGAAAAAAAAGAAUCCAGGUACCAACAUCAUUAGGGCCAUUUAUUUAUCACGGUUCGCUGACGUCUAAUCGUUACCUAAAUUUUCUUCAAAAUGAUUUAGAAGAGCGACUAGACAGCCUUCCAUUUUGAAUAAUUAGAGAUUGUUGGUUUCAACAAGAUGGGCGCUCAUAAUUUCAGAGAAGUAUGACAAUCAACAGUUAAAUAGUUAAAUCAUGGUAGAUGUGCAGUGGAGUCCACAAUCGCCAGAUUUAAUGCCUUUGGAUUUUUUUGUGUAGGGAUAUCUACAAAAUUAUGUCUAUGGGCGAAAUUUUGAAAGUGAAGAGGAAUUUCAAGUAUUAGUGAUCGAAGCUAUUAAUAGCAUAACCCCUGAUAUACUUAUAAAUAUACUAAACCUCAACUGUUUGACGAGCUUAUCUAUGCAUGGCAAAAUAGUGGACAAAUAUUUGAGCAUAUGUUAUCAAUGUUUCUUUUGUAAUUUAAUUAAUUAAAAACUAACGCUAUUUCAAAAAAACUUUCGAAGACGAACCUUUAAUGAAGUAAAAGCUGAGAGCAAAUGUCAAAAUGCUUUAGUUAGUAAUCCUCGCUCUUUUUUUAAUAUGGGUAAGCGCUAAUUGUUUUUUGAAUGCUCCUUCGUGGCCUGCUAUGACACAAACAAACAUUUUCAUAAAAAGUGACUUUUUCACCAUAAAAUUUUAAAAAAUACUUUGUGUGAUACAUCCUUUUAAUUGUCAUUAAAUAGGCUUUUAUACAGAGGGUGAAGUUUUUUUCGAUCCGUAUAAAAAAUAAAGUUGAUGAUAACUAAACUAUGUAUACAUCAAAUAGUAAAGCACAAAAAGUGGCGUUGAAAAAAUGCUUUCGGUUUUUUGGUAUCUAUUAAAAUAGAGCUGGUAAAAAAUAAAAACCAUUUUUGCUAAAUUUCGUUUUUUUUUCGGAUAUCUCCGGACGUAUUUGGAGUUUUAAAAACUGUAUUUAAUUAAGGUUCGAAUUGCGCAACUUUUCUCUAAUUUAACCGACCUCGUAUCUCCUACCGUUUUCGAGAUCCCCAUACAGUUCAUCCUUAUCUUGGACACCCUGUAUAUUGUAAGACAAUUAGAAAUAAGACUAUUAUUAAUUAUUUUCUUUAUCUAUCUCUAUUUUUUCAUCGCUUGUAACAAAAGAAACUCCCACGAAUAUUUCGUAUUAAUUCUGGGUGAUUCCAUAUAAGCUUGGUUGGGUAAUUAGUGACAAUUCAUAUUGUGCAAAAAAUCAUUACAAAACACUCUACAUACUGCUUACUGUAUACUGGCAUCUUUGCCUUCAAUAUCCCAAAUCUAUUAUCAUAAUAUCUGGUACAGAUGGGCUCACUCUCAAAAUGUUUUCCAAUCUGCCAAAUUGCACCUUAAUCCAUCUAACAAACUUAAUUAACAAGUCAUUCCAAAAUGGAGUCUUUCCUCCCUGCCUUAAGACUGCAAUAAUUAUUCCUUUGCAUAAGGGAGGAGAUAAACAACAAGCUUCAAACUAUCGCCCAACCGCACUCCUUCCCACUUUAUCAAAGAUCAUUGAACGAUUGGUUAAAAAAGGCUCUUAUCGUUUCUGUUUAAAUAUAAAAUUCUUACUCCUCACCAAUUUGGAUUCUUGAGCAGUGGCGAAGCGUGAAUUUUUUUUUCGGGUAGACAAACAAUAAAAAUCGUUAAUUAAAAACAAUGUGUAUUCAAUAUUAUUCACUUUAAUGAAAUACAGAAUGAAAGCGCAUGAAAUAUUAACUCAAAGAGAAAAAUUAUGUAGUGAUAUAAAAAAGAAAUAAAUAAUUACUACUAGCAUAAAAAGAUAGAUAGAUAAAAAUCAAUACUACUUACAAAAAAACACAACUAAAAUACAAUUGCCAAUAUCGAACAGUCGUUCAUAAAUAACCACUAAAAAAACCUUUUCUAUACACUCAAAACAGACUUUCUAGAUGCAUUUUGUCCAUUUUUUGUAAUUUUGGCAAAUAAGCAAAAACUGCUACGUGUCUGGCAAGAAAUUUAUCAAAAAUAUGAUAUACCCGAAAAAUUGAUCAAAAAUUAUGCAAAUGAUGUACUUAUAUGCGGACAAUCUGGUAUUGAUUAUAUCCUAAAAAACUUUGAAAAACUGUAGGACAUACUGCAUUUAGUUUCUCAACCUUGGACAAAUUGCAUUUUGUUUGUCUAUACAAAGCGGCAUGAAUAAGUAUAGCAAGGAUAUGAAAAAAACGUAAGUAGGUUUAUAAGAUCAGUAUUUUAUUUUUGAUAUACAAAAUAUUUUUAAAUAUCAUAGAAGUCCCCGUUGUCAUCAUUAUUGCAAUCACUUAGCAUGUUACCUUCUUCGCUAGCAUUAUCACCCUCAGUUUCAUCUUGGUUCACUUGAUUCUCAUUUUGUUCAUGGUUAUUAGAGAGAAUAGGUUGCAACCAUGUUAACUCAGGAUCAUUAAGCCAAUUUGCCCCUGAUAGUUCCACCAAAAGUUUUGAGAGGCCCUGGAGUUUUUUUGUUUUAAGAUCAUUUUGAAGCAUUACAACAGGUAGCUGUAAAGUCGAAAGCUUUUUUCCGCGUUUUAAUAACGUUUGAAAUUGCUUGGAUGGAUCGUCAUUUCUGUAGAACAACUCGGUCUUAAGCAAAAUAUUGCUGCUGUUUUGUGAUCUCUUAAUAAUAAUCCAUUUGGCCGCACUGAUCCCUUCAAUUUUCUUUAAACAGGUUAACGCAGUUUUUAUAUCGUAAACAACCCAGUCCUUACCAAGUUGUCUAACGUCUCCCUUCUUGGAGUAUAUCUCAUGAUAUUUUGUAGGUGUUUUUAUUGUACUGUAGGAUCGUGUAACUUUUUCUAUUUGCCCGAAAACACGAUCCGCUGGCAAAUACGAAUGGCCGCGUACCGGAAAGGUAAGAAUUACCUGACAUUACUUUUACGCUCUUUAGACGUAAGAUUUUUUCCUUUUUCUACUACCACCAGUGGCGAAGCGUACGAGUAGACAAGGUAGACACUGUCUACCCAAAAUUAUCCUGUUAUAAUUUAUCACCUAAUUAUUUCAUGUAAUUGUUGAAUUUAAAUUUGAAAAAAAAUUAACACAGAACGUAUCUAUACAUGAUUAAUUCGAAGGCCGCACCGAUUAAAAUAAAAAUGCAGGGCUGACACCGAGCCCCAGGAAGACACAUUGAUAUUUGUCUUAGCAUCUAAUCGAACCAAAUACGCAUCAAGCAGGCGACAGAGGUCCGGCCGCAUCGCAUUCAGCCUAUUACGUCUGCGAAAUUUACUCGCGGGAAAGACAUUCGAGCUUUUGUCUAUGGAAGUCGACCAGCUAUUUUAUUAUGCUGUUGAGGGGUUAUUGUUUAUGGACAAACUUGAUCUGGUCGGCCGCAAUACAUCUUCAGUUUUGUUUUGUUUUGAUAAAUCUGCAUUUGGCAUUUGGUGCGGGUGCGUGCUCUAGUAAUUUAAUAUUUAGUAGUAUUUUUAUUUUUGGGUGUAUAAAAAACGUUUUUUUAGUGGAUAUUUUAAUUUUAGUAGUUAUUAAUGAAUGACUGUUUGAUAUUGGUAAUUGUAUUUGAGUUUUAUUUGUCUUAUUUAAUUUUAAAAUUAUGGAUAUUGAAGAUCCAAUUACAUACAUUAAAGAACGAAACUUUUCUUCUUUAUCAUUAGAAGAAAAACUUAAUUUAAAAAAUUCUCAAAAACGACCUGAUCUUAAUAUUUCACAAAAAGACGGCAAAACUAUCCGGAAAUUCCAAAAAACCUGGUACGAGUCGUUCAGCUGGUUGACGGGAAGCGUCAAUUUGAAUGCUUUGUACUGCUUUCCCUGUGUUUUAUUUGGCGGAGAAGAAGCUUGGGCAAAAGAUGGGAUCAAUGUAAUCAAAAAUUUUGUUCAGAAAGCGAACAAACAUGCUACCUCGAAAAAACACAUUUCAUGUAAUGAAUUUUUUUGCAUGUUGGGAAAAGUCCGCAUUGAUCACACUCUUAUUGAGGCGCGAAAAAUUAAUGCUUUCAGACACAAUGAGAAAGUGAAAAAAAAUAGACAGAUAGUAGGCCGAUUAAUUGACGUUGUAUGUUUUUUGGCGAAGCAAGAACUUGCAUUUAGAGGCCAUGAUGAGACUGGAGAGUCAAGAAAUAAAGGAAAUUAUUUGGAGAUAUUGCAGCUACUAGCCAUGGAGGAACCUGCCAUUAAGGAUCACUUAGAAAGCAGUUCGGUUUUUAGAGGGACAUCGAGUGACAUCCAGAAUGAUCUUGUUGAAUCUAUCACAUGUGUAGUUCAGGAAAUAAUUUUAGAAGAAUUAAAAAACACCGAAUUUGUUUCUGUUCAAGCUGACGAAACUACAGACAUUUCGUGUUGUGCGCAAUUUAGUGUUAUUUUGAGGUAUGUCUGUAAAAAUGAGAUAGUAGAAAGAUUUCUUGGAUUUUAUGAUGUAUCUGGUGAUAAGACGGCCGUUGGUCUUAGUAGUAAAAUAUUGGAAGUGUUAAAAUUAUGCCAAGUCGAAAAAAAACUUGUAUCCCAAACUUAUGACGGGGCUAGUGUCAUGUCAGGAACGAAGGGUGGCGUACAAACUAUAAUAAAAAAUCUGCCCACAAGCACUAUUUAUACACUGUUAUGCUCACCAACUAAAUUUAGUUCUUUUACAUUGUUCCAAGCGAAUUACUAAUGUUAAACUGUUUAUUUGUAAUUUAAGUAGUUUUAAAACUUUUUUUGCAAGAUCUCCUUUACGAGCAGAUGAAUUAAGAAAAUCAGGUUUUAGUAUUCCAAGUGGGUCUGACACAAGAUGGAAUUUCCAUUCUCGGUCAGUAUUCUCUAUUUUUCGAAACUAUCAUACUCUAUUAAAAAUUAUGAAAUUCAUAGAAGAUUCUGAUAAAUUCGAUCCAGAAAGUACUAAUUUGGCUAUAGGUUUAAUUAAAAUAUUAAAACAACCUAAAUUUGUUCUAAUGUUAUGUCUUUUUUAUAAAAUUUUCGUGUUUU
Messenger RNA from Anthonomus grandis grandis, 5918 nucleotides. RefSeq names its product zinc finger MYM-type protein 1-like. Bases 4555 to 5607 code for a protein of 350 amino acids. The transcript is spliced from 2 exons. The record is from RefSeq and is a predicted model, not a curated record. NCBI's taxonomy places the organism in Eukaryota, Metazoa, Arthropoda, Insecta, Coleoptera, Curculionidae.